This is a messenger RNA of Aspergillus welwitschiae, 1836 nucleotides long. RefSeq names its product autophagy-related protein 27. The record is from RefSeq and is a predicted model, not a curated record. NCBI's taxonomy places the organism in Eukaryota, Fungi, Ascomycota, Eurotiomycetes, Eurotiales, Aspergillaceae. The transcript has 3 exons. The coding region runs from base 577 to 1593 and encodes 338 amino acids.
AAUCGAGAUACUUCCAUACACAUCGAAUAUCGCCAACACCAUCUGGUCGUGUGACAUCAUCCCCGUCAGGUGCCCUCCGCAUUGCCGAUCACGUUCAGCCGCUGCCACGAGAGAUGACUCCAAUCGCCGAGCCAUAUCCAUUGUUUGCCGUCAUCUCCGCAAUCGAUCUUGACGGUCCCAACUUUCCCGUGCCUUAGUAGUCAGGUGCAGACGUUGGAUGUCAUCGUGGUGGUUCAGCGGUGAUCCGCUUCGCCUCGGAGAAACCAAGACUCCCGGCCACCGCAUCGCCGACCUCCGCGUCGGGAACAGCUCCAUCCAUACCGUUGCGUCUCCAUCUUCAUCUUCAUCUAUCUCCCUUGGAGCACCAAGCUCCUUUGCACACCACUAUAGACGACUACUACUGCACGCCGCGGGACUCAAAUUAGCGAUAACUUCCUGCUUCAUUAUUUUCUACCACUCAUACCCACCAACUGUCGAGCUGAGCUCCGGUCAUCACCUAUCUGUUUAUCAGCUUCAUCACUUCCCCCCGACCAAUCCAGUCCCUCCGCAUCAGCAACACACAAUCCAGCUGUCACCAUGCGAAUACCAACCGGCCUCUCGACCCUCCUCUUCUCAUCCGCCCUCCUCCCCAGCCUAGCCUCCGCGUCCGGCGGCUUCGACUGUCACAACAUCAUCGUCGACAGCUACAAGUAUGACCUCAGCACUCUCGGCGGCGUACACACGCUCUACCACGUCGACGAAACAGAAGACUACGUCGUCAACACAACCUACGUGCUCAACAUCUGCAACAUUCUCAAGGGCGCUGCCCACCGCGGCCACUUGAAAUGCCCGACAUCCAAGAACAUCUGCGGCUUCCAAUACAAAACCGCCCUAGACAGCCACAAGGAAGAAAGCACCGUCUUCCCGAUCGUCGGCCUCGACCACCUCGGCCACGGUACCAAAGAUGCCGAAAUCACGCGCCUGAAGAAGCUCGAUUCUGAACAGGAAGGUCUCCUCGUUAAACUCGCCGGAGGCGAAUACUUCGACGAAGAACAACAGAAGAAGAAGAACGCCGGCGCCGUGAUCGAGUUCCAGUGCGAUCCCGACCGGUCGGGACUAGAGGGGUUGCAGACGACCGAAGACACGGAGGAGGAGCGCCGUCGGCGGUGGCAGCUGAGUCAACGCGCAGACGAGACUAACGGCGACAAUGAGAAUAAUGACAACGGCACUAUCCCCGAGGGCGGACGCAGUUUGCAGUUUAAGAGUUUCGGGCCCGCGGAUGAUGAUACCUACGUGUUGAAGUUGAAUUGGAGGACACGGUACGCGUGCGAUGAUUACAAGGAUGAGCCCGGCGAGAAGAAUCCUGGUGAAGGUGAUGGGUCGAGUCAUUGGGGAUUCUUUACUUGGUUGAUUAUCAUUCUAUUCCUCUGCAUCGCAGCAUACCUCAUCUUCGGCUCCUGGCUCAACUACAACCGCUACGGCGCCCGCGGGUGGGAUCUUCUCCCGCACGGCGACACGAUCCGCGAUAUUCCCUAUCUCUUCCAGGAUUGGUUACGGCGGGUGGUCAACACGCUACAAGGGUCGGGAUCUAGAGGGGGAUAUAGUGCUGUUUAGGGGGGCUAGAGUUUGAUUGAUUGAUUGCUUGCUUUUUGCUCCUUUGCAAUUUUGUUAUGUUGUCUGCUUGUUGGUUGGAUGAGAUGAGAUGAGAUGAGUGGAGAGGAGAUGAGGUUGUUGCUGGCAUUGAGGACGAGGAUUUGAUGAUGACGAUGAUGGUUUCAUUUUAUUGGGUGGGAUUAGGAUUAGGAAUAUGAUACGAUAAGAUAGUAUGUAUAAGGGAAUAUUACUAUGAGAGUGUGA